CAAUGUGAAAAAACAUCCAGGAGUAAUGAUAUUUCUCUGCCUUCAAAUGAUGUAAACUUACAACAGAAUUUAGAAAUGGAACAACUUGCUUCAGAUGAAAGGCCUAUUAAAUCUGCCAUUGCUGAAGGAAAGCAGAGUUUUGAAGAAUACUUAGAACAACAGCUUCGAUUGGAAGAACAAAAAUUAAAACAGCAUACAGAGCAACAGGUAAAAGAAAGGACCCCAGAGGCCAAACCAUCUCAUAAAAGAACUUUUCUGAAACGAAGAGAAGGCCUAAACAGAUUUAUUAAUGCCAAACCUCAAAAUAUCAUGGAAGCAUUAGAAAAUGAAACAAAACAAGCACUUCAUUCAAAGCAAUUCGGGUUUAAAAAUGGGGCAAAAACAACCAAACAACAAUUGCAACGUAAAACUGCUCCAGUGAGCAAAGAAAAUAAUUAUCCUGAGAUGCUGAGCAUGCCAAGAAACAAAAUAAACCAGAUAAUUAAAACUAGUAAUAGUCAUGCUUUGUCUGUAACAAAGGUCUCUGUUCUUGGGAUCCACAAUGGACAAAAUAUUUCUCAGCUCUCACUGAAAAAACAAACCAGGAAUAAAAUGCAUGUUUUUCCACAGCAUUUGAGUACUAUUGAAACAGAACAGAAUAACCAGCUUAAGAUGAACCAAGAGGGUCUGUCAGACAAAGUCAGCUGUGAUCCCCUAAACAAGCUCACAAAUACUGAUAGCUGUUGGACAUCUUCAGGAGGUACCAACUUUCCUACUCUUAAUCACUUACAUACAAUUAUUCCUCAGAAAUGUCUAGACUUUUCAUUUGAGCUGUCAUUCCAAAAAAAGUUAGAGCAGUGGGAUAAAGAGAAAGAAAAGGAGAAUAUAGAACUGGAUGAAUUUGAGUUUCUGGAACAGGCUGCAGAAGACGUAUCAUUCUCCAGCAAUUCAUCUUUUGUGCAGAAAAUGCUGUAUAAAGAUCAGCAAAAUUCUGCAUGUCGCAGAUUGUCCUCCACCCCUAUCAAAUCAACUGACCACAAACAGACCGUUGAACUGGAUAUUGGUGCAAUGAACUACAGAAACAAAUGUGAACAAGGCCCUGUUAACCAAAAACAUGAUACAAAGCAGACUGAUAGCAUUCACAGUUUGUCUAAUGCUGAGAUAAGAGAUCCACUGGCGAACUCUAAUAUUGCUUCUCAAGAGAAGUGUAAUAUUAAAACAGUGAAUAUUAACAUGGAUGUGUUAAAUCGACAUGAUGACAGCUUUUCUUCUUCUGAAUCCGAACUUGAUACCACAGUGAAAAAUAAAGAUGAUAAUGAGCAGAUCCUGGCAAUUAUCAAAAAUAAUGAAGAUAAUACUAAAUGCCAAGACCAUAAAGAACCUUUUGAAAUGGGAAUCAAAAUCAGUCAAAGCAGAAGCAAUGACUUUAGUAAACCUAGUGAGAAUUACAGUAGCGAUGAAUCAAAUGCAGUACAAAGUGAAGUUAAAAAAUGUGCUACUGAUCAAGUAGGAAGCAUGUCUUCAAGCAUAACACGUGCUGCUUUUGAUGAUGAUACAACAUGGGCAGAUCUGGAUGAUACAGGAAACCUAAAUGAGGCAUUUAGUUCUGAUCAAGCAGCACAGUUUUUUGCAGUGCCAUCUGUAAUAGAUGAAAGAAAAUGUUCUGGUUCAGACAGAGAAGUUAAAAGAAAGGUUGCCUCAAAGAAAAAGGGAGAUUCUUCAGCAGAGACGUGUAUAACAGACAAUGAGUGUGAACCACCUACUUCAGAGUUAAUGGUUAAACUGUUCCCUUCGCUUAAACCAAAGAAGAAGCCAUUAUCACAAGAGCAUGGAACACCUUUACCUUCCACAAAGCAGCAACCAGUAGAUGUAGUCCAGUCUCAGGUUUUGAGAAAGAAACUUGUAGAACUUGAAACUGAAAUUGAAAGGUUCCGAGCAGAAAAUGCAGCUCUAACAAAACUCCGUGAAGAACGAGAAAAGAGUUUAGAAAAUCUAAGGAAAGAGAUUGCUGAGUUUGAACAACAAAAAAAGACUGAAUUAUCUAAUUUGGAGGAAUAUAAAAAAGAAGAAUUGAGGAAGCUACAGAAAGAACGCAAAGUCUUUGAGAAAUAUGCAGCAGCAGCAAGAGCUGUUCCUGACAAGAAGGAGCGAGAAGAAAUACAGACUUUGAAACAAGAACUUGCUAACCUUCAAGAAGAACUGAAGCAGAAGGAGAUGAGAUGGUCAGCUACUCAUAAUCGACUUAGGAACCAGAUAGAGACAUUAACUAAAGAAAACACAGAACUGCGUGACGAAAUUAGAGUAAUUGAAAAAUUACGUCUUGAAGCCUGGAAAAAAGCAGAAGCUGCUGAAAACAGCAGGAAGUCUGAGAGCAUUCCCACUCAAUUAAAAAGUGUAGGAUGCUCUAGCUCUCCUGAAAAUGCAAAAGAAAAUCAAAAUGGGACAUUACCAGUUCUGCCUUCAUUUUGGAAAAAUCAAGUCAAUCCCAAAAAUGUUUCACCAUUUAAUGGUAAGAGACAAGGAAUGCGCAUUUCUGGAUUGAAUAAAGAAGAAGAUGCUUUUCUCACUGAUAUUAACAGUUUUAAGUAUGAGUUGUCUGAACGUAAAUAUAAAUCAAAAGAGAUAAAUGAUAAGCUUAGGUUAGUGAUGGAUUUAAGGAAGACAACAGCAAAACCAUAUUUAUUAGAUAUGAAUGAAGAUAGUGAAAGAAAGCAGUCCAAUACAGGCUUAUCACUACCAUUUGGAGACCUGUGUAACUUUGAAGAACCAAGGACUAAGUUCACAGAACCUUCAGAGCUUGAUGUCCAGAAAGCAGACUCAAGAUGCAACAAUCCUAGUUCAGUGUCUGCUGAAAACUCUGGGACAUUACCAAAGCAAAUUUCUGCAUGCACAUUGAUUCCGGAGGAAAUUCAGGAAGAAAUGAGACAUCCAGAUGGAAAGGUAGAGCAGGUUAUGAAAAAUGGCCACCGUGUAAUCAUUUUCCCUAAUGGAACAUGUAAAGAAAUUAGCGCAGAUGGAAAAACAAUUACUGUAAUAUUUUUUAAUGGGGAUGUGAAACAGAUUAUGCCAGAUCAAAGAGUGAUUUACUAUUAUGCUGAUGCCCAAACUACACACACCACUUUCACAGACGGACUUGAGGUGUUGCAUUUUCCCAAUAAUCAAAUAGAAAAACAUUAUCCUGAUGGUCGAAAAGAAAUUACUUUUCCUGAUCAGACAAUCAAGAAUUUAUAUACAGAUGGGAGAGAAGAAAGCAUCUUCCCAGAUGGUACAAUUGUACACAUUAACAUAGAUGGAAGUAAAAUUAUUGAAUUUAACAAUGGACAGAAGGAACUGCAUACACUACAGUUUAAAAGACGUGAAUACCCUGAUGGUACUAUAAAGACUGUAUAUGCUAAUGGGCAACAAGAAACCAAGUACCCUACAGGAAGAGUAAGAGUUAAAGAUAAAGACGGUAAUAUUAUUAUGGAUUCCAGAACUUGACUGUAUAUGGACAUAUGAAUGAAUCCAUUAGUAAAGUUGCAAUAUUAAUUUUAUUAUGCAUCUUAUUUUCAGUAUUAAUGCUAUAAAUUCAGUAUAUCUGAAUUAGUUUUAACUUUGAUAUCCGUCAG
Messenger RNA from Protopterus annectens (West African lungfish), 3587 nucleotides. It is a transcript of the gene CPAP, whose product is annotated as centromere protein J. Gene Ontology annotation, cellular component: centrosome; centriole; nucleus. Gene Ontology annotation, molecular function: tubulin binding. The transcript has 14 exons. The record is from RefSeq and is a predicted model, not a curated record. NCBI's taxonomy places the organism in Eukaryota, Metazoa, Chordata, Ceratodontiformes, Protopteridae. The coding region runs from base 76 to 3459 and encodes 1127 amino acids. Gene Ontology annotation, biological process: centriole elongation; cilium assembly.